AUGGCAUCCGAUACAGUCUACUUCAACGCCCACAGCUCGACCACCUUACCCUCGGGCAGGACAUACAGUCACGUUCAUAUAGUACCAACCGGCAACAAGCCCUACAUUCUCUUUCUCCAUGGCUUCCCCGGCACCAGCUACCUCUGGCGACAUCAGAUCGCUCACUUCUCCGCACGCGGUUACGGCAUUGUGGUGCCUGACCUUCUAGGGUACCGCGGCUCCGACAAGCCCGCAGAGCUGGAAGCCUACAGACUCAAGAAGAUGGCGGAAGAUGUGAUUUCUCUCCUCGAAACGCUUGGAGUUGGCAGUUGCUUUGCAGUUGCGCACGACUGGGGCUCCUUCCUCCUCUCUCGCAUCGCGAACUACUACCCUGAUCGGUUCCUCGCGUUCACCUGGCUAGCGAUAGCCUACUCACCGCCUGGCGGUCGAUUCUCCGUCGACGAGAUCAACGCCGACAGCGAAGAAAAACUCGGCUAUCCAUUCUUCGGCUACUGGGAAUUCUUCAACGACCCCAAGACGGUGGACCUCGUGGACCGCAACGUCGAAUCCUUCCUGACCCUCCAAUUCGCCUCGGACCCCGAGCAAGUCAAAACCUCCUUCUGCCCCUACGGCGCCGCGCGCGCCUGGGUCACGGCCGGCAAAACCAGCCCCCUGCCUCCCUUCAUCACCCCCGCCGAAUUCAAAACCCAUUCCAGCUUCUUCUCCCCCAGCCACGGGGGUUCCUUCGGCCCUCCGCUCAACUGGUACAAAGCCAUGCUCGCCAACAUCAACCUCGCCGACGACGCCGCCAUCCCCCUGCGAAACCGCCACGUCACGAAACCGGCCCUGUUCAUCGGGUGCGCGCACGAUUAUGUCGCGGUGCCGCGGCUGCAGGAGGCGGGCAUGAGGCCCUGGGCGGCGGAUCUGCGCGUCAAGGUGCUCGAUUCGGCGCACUGGGUGCAGUUGCAGAGGCGGGAGGAGGUCAACCGGGCGUUGCGGAAGUUCUUCGACGAGGUGGAGGGGUGA
Molecule: messenger RNA, 1005 nt
Organism: Letharia columbiana
Lineage: Eukaryota; Fungi; Ascomycota; Lecanoromycetes; Lecanorales; Parmeliaceae
Exons: 4
Coding region: 1-1005 (334 amino acids)
Molecular function (GO): catalytic activity
Source: RefSeq, a predicted model, not a curated record